Molecule: messenger RNA, 8763 nt
Organism: Clunio marinus
Lineage: Eukaryota; Metazoa; Arthropoda; Insecta; Diptera; Chironomidae
Source: the annotation of a GenBank genome assembly
UCAUUAAAAGGAAUUGAUGACAUCGUAAAACUUUCAUUAAAAUCUUUCUCCACCUUUUUUUCAUUUCAGAUCAAUGUGGAAGUAAUAUCAAGAUGGUUCAGGGGCUCGAACCGCUUUCAGAAACCAUUUUUCUGUACCGGUCGCAGCCCCAUUUGCCGUCUCGUCAAAUUUUCUUCGAGCAAUCGAGGAAAAUUUUCCAUCCAUCAUCAGCAAAUUGGUGGAGGAGAAAAACGAGAUCGAUCCGGUGGAAAACAGAAGAAAUGCAUCAAAGCCAUGGAGCCACCACCCAACAACAACAAAAAAAUUCCACCAGACCGAGCACAUCGUCGAGGCAAUUCAUUAGCAACAGAACCUCAACCUUCAACAUCAGCAAUGGCAACCGCAGCCGUUUCUUUACCAUCCACUAGUAAUCAACUCGUAUUAUAUUCCGAUCGACCCUCGGCAUCAUUCUCGUCCCGAUCCAUCAGUUCAGGUGCUUCUACCUCCUCUUCAAUGUCAUCUCAACCCACACCUUCAUCAUCAUCUGCUUCUGUUUCAGCCCCCAUUGAAAGGCUGUCACGUCCAAUGGCUUUUGAUAAGAUGGAAGCAAUGGUGAGAGAAGCACAAGAAGCCAAUGGUGGUGUUCCUGUUCGUAGCCAAAAAAUCUUUUUAACUUCCAUUCCAUCGGCUUUCAUGGGCUAUGAUCUUAUUGAAUGGAUGAUGGAACGUUUGAACAUUGAAGAAUCAGAAGCGCUGAGUGUUGCAAAUCAACUUUGUCAACAUGGUUACUUCUUUCCCGUUAGCGACUCGAAAACAUUGAUUGUCAAAGACGAUUCUUCACUUUAUCGCUUUCAGUCGCCUUACUAUUGGCCAUGGCGUCAGCAAAAAGCGCCAGAUCAAAUUGAGUAUGCUAUUUAUUUGGCAAAGCGUUCAUUAAGAAACAGACAACGUCAUGGAUUAGAAGAUUAUGAGGUCGAAGCAUUGACAUCAUUGAAACAGAACCUUAAAGCCAAAUGGGAUGUCAUCACAAUGCAAGCUGAAGAACAAAUAAAAUUAUCUAAAGAUCGAAAGAAGGGCGAUAAGAUUGUAAGCGAUUCCCAAGAGCGAGCAUUUUGGCGUGUUCAUCGACCACCUCCUGGACAAUUUACGCCACUUGAACCAUGUCCAGUUCCAUCACGCGAUCGACAAGGAAGGCCAAGAAGACGAACAGAAGAAGACUGGAAACGAGAAAUCGAAAUAACAAAAGCAUCAAUAGGAAGAAAUCGGAUGAAAAUGUCGACAGCAUGUGAGAGUCUCGUAAAUUAUUACGAGACUUUUCUCGAAUACGACCCAUUAAUGAUGUCAGCACAACCAUCUAAUCCAUGGGUAACAGAAGACAUCACUUUCUGGCAGUUGAAUCAACCAGUUGUUGAGAAUCCAACUGAGAAACGUGUUAGGCGAUGGGCUUUCUCAAUAGAAGAACUUGUCAGAGAUCCCACGGGAUUACAAGAGUUCACAUCUUAUCUUCGCAAAGAAUAUUCACAUGAAAACAUUCGUUUUUGGAUGGCUGUCAAUGAUUUAAGACGCUCAGCACAGUCACAAAUCCCUCGAAAGGCCAAGGAGAUUUAUGAAGAAUUCUUAGAACCGGGUGCGCCAUGUGAGAUUAACAUUGAUGGAAAGACUAUGGAGAAAGUGCAGCAAGGUCUGAAAUCACCAACACGAUUCACUUUUGAUGUUGCUGCUGAACACGUUUACACGUUGUUAUUAAAGAAAGAUUGCUAUCCACGUUUCAUUCGUUCUGAACAUUACAAAGCGCUCAUCGCUCAUGCUGUUCAACCAUCUCAUAAGAAGCGAUUCUUUGGAUUUGGUGGACCAGCAAAGAAGAAACCUUCAACAACUGUAGCAGCAAAUCCCGUUCUAUUGACACAAAUGCCUGGAACAUCCGCCGGAGGUUCAUCACUUACUGGACUUCCACGACGUCGUGGAAGUGACCGAAGCUUGACUGGCUCAGCUCAUGAGUUGGCAGUCUGUGGAGUUAAUAAAGAUCCAACAAAAGUCGUUCACUCUCAUAGUCAGAGUAACUUAAGCGAGUUACCGUACAGGGAGCCAUCCAGGCAACUCGAAACGACACAAGAAUCAUCAGGAACGGCUUGUAGCGUAUGUCCGUGGGAUACAAUUGAAAAUGACCCACCUACGCCACAGCCACCACCUUCACCGUCUGCCUCCACAUCAAAACCUAAAUUAACAAUUGAUUUACCAACAAUACCAUUCACGCCACCAUCAGAUAUCGUUAAUACUGACGUUUCUGAACGCAUGAAACGUUCGUGUGGAUUACGACAAAAUACAUUAGAUUGUGACUUUCAUAGCACGAAACGUCUGGUACCGGCGAUAAACGAACAGCGACGAGCUUCGAUGACCAUUACUCCCAGAGUUUCUGAUCUCCAAUUUAAUGUCAACCCACCGACAGUUACAACGUCAGGCCCUGAAGAUGAUGAUACGUCAGAGCUUUCACUUGUGAUAGACAAAGCCGACAGCAUUGAAGAGAAAGAAGACGAAUCUGAGAAAGAUUUGAAAGAAAAGGGACUUGAGAAUUUGAGAAGGAAAAAAACAUUUUCUUGUGAUGAUAUUGUGAUUGAAGAAGAAUGCCAGAGAUCAGAUGAAGCGUCAAGUGAACGUAAAUUAUCGGUUGUUGCCAUGGGAAGUAAAAAGUCACUUGAAAUUGAGGAAUUACCAUCAAGGCCAAUUGAAGCUUCAUUAGCGUUACCCACAUCGAUAAGUACACAAACAGUGCCCACAGAAGAAUUUCCUGAGAAUUUGGUUGUGACCAAUGCGAACAUUAAAGGAGAAGAUGCCAGAGAAGGCACUCAAUUGAAUGUCGUCGAAACACAACAAGAAAUUGACAUAAAAAGAAAUGAAACGAGGAAAUUUUGUUCACGUUCGAGUCAUGAAAAUGAUGAUGGGAGUUCGACGGGUGAUAAAUUAGCUGAAAUUUCGAAAAGGUCAAGCAUGUCAAAAACGUGCGACGAUCAACAACAGAAACAAAUGCUUUUAGCUCAUCAACAUUCGAUAUCACAAGAAGAAGACUAUGAAGUUGCGAUGGUAUCGGAACUUCUCCCAGGUUGUGUCGCACCAGCGCCUACCCCAGCGCCUUCGAUAGCUCCUUUAGCGGAAAUUGAAGUUGAUCCAACCGAGGACGAUGUAGAAAAUGCAGCAAUAGAUCAAGUAGCCGAUCCAAAGCCUGAUAUCGAACGUAAAAAGAAACGAAAAGAGAGACGAGAUAAGGAUGGAAGUGAUGGUCAAAGUCAGAAUCAGACAACAGUAUCAGAAGGCACAAGCUCAAAUGAUCCUGAAAAAUCAAAGCAUAACGCUGUUUGUCCAUGGGAAGAUGAAGACGUCACAACCGCUGUUGAAGCGCCAUUUGUUAAAACAUACGCUACACUUGGAUAUCUUUAAGAAUAAUUAUAAAAAAGGAAUGAAUAUCUGUUUAAUUGAAAUUUUCUUCCUUCCAUUACCAUUCACUGUCUCUCUCUAUCUCCCUUUCUAUAUCUCUAUCUCGUUCUUAAUCCAUGAUAUCUAAUGAUUAACAUUUCCCUAAAAUAAUAUGAAAGAACAACAUGAAUUAAAACUAGAUGAACAUGUUAUAAAUUGUAAGCGUUCAUAACUAAAGUUUAAAACAAAAAUGUAUAUCUAACAAUGAUAUUUUUCCCUUGAUUUUAUAUAAAAGUAAAUUAAAGUUUUAUCUUUAUGCGAUCAAGAAGAUUAUCUAAACGAGAUGCGCAUGAGGGUUUGCCAUUGAAAUAAAUAUAAAAAAUAGAAUUGCGACUUUACCGUACAUAGAACCGAAGAUAAAAAUUGAACUAAAAGAAUGUUUUAUAAAUAAAACCGUAAGCAAAGGACAUAAAUAUUUAUUCGAGAAUAAGCAAUUGCUUUGAAGGUAAAGUCGAAAACUGCAGAAAUUCGAGUGUGUUUGAACAAAUGAAUGAAUGCAGAAAGCGAAUGAGCAUGAACUAUAAGUUGUAAAUCCACAAAGUUUGUUUCAAUCUAAAGCAAAAAAAUUUAAGCUCUGAUUACAUUUUUGUUCUGUCGUAAUGAAGAAUAGCAUGCAGAUUUUAUGGGCAUUUUCGUGCGAAGGACAAUAUCAUGACGUGAACAUUCUCCAGGGCGUGAACUGAAUUUAAUUUACCUCGACAUGGAUAACAAAAAAGAAAGAAGAUGAAAAAAAUCCGUGGAAAUAUUUUGAGAUUGAAUUUGAAUAAAUUUAAAUGAAUUACAAAAUAUAAAAAUUAUGAAAACUAAACGUUAAUUGAAACGAGAGCCCCAUUGAAGAUAAAAUUCAUUCACCAUCAUGAAUAUAUUGAAAUCUUAAAGCUAUUAAGUAGUAUUUUUAUGAUAAAUAAUCAAAAAAUAUUUCAACAUGAUGACAUCAUCAUUUUUAAAUCUUUGAGAUAAAAAAUGAUUUCGUCACUGGAUAUUUCCUUCCUUGUGCUAUGUCGAGCGAUUAAAUCAUUGCACUGUUCACUGAGAACUUGAUUGAUUGUGAAAUCAGUGAGGAAAGAAAAAGUGGAAAAAGUUUUUCACUCACAACUAUUUCAUGGUAAUUUUCUGGCAAAUAUUUAACAUGAAAAUCAGAAUGAAAAGUUUUUUCCUACUUGCUAUGACGUAUUAAAGAUAUUUUUGUUGAAUCGCAUAAGUUAUGCUUUUAUAUGUACGACGAAAAAAAGUGAAGAAGAAAGAGAAAAGCAAACAAGUUUCAAUGCUUGUGUGGGAGGAUUUCCGUUCAUGUUAAACUGCCCUUGGAAGUAUCUAUGCUGCAAAAUAUUAAAGUUGAACAUUCAUUUGUGAAGGAAGUUAAACAGAAAGUAUUCAUUUAAUUAAUUAUUAAUUAAGGGUACUUGAUAGUAUAUAACGUACAUAAAUAUAAUAAUCGUAAAAAGUUUAUAAUAAUCGCAUUAUAAUAACGUAGAAGAAAGUAAUAAAAUCUCUUAAAAUAUUUACGUAGCGAUGAUUGAGAAAAGAUGGAUAUAAAUGAUGGUAGAUAAGCUAUAAUUAACUACAAUGUAUGUGUUGUUAAUGGAAAACUUAAGGAAGAUAGUAAGAAUAACAUUUUAAUCAGAGACUAAAAUAAACAACUCUGACUUUAAUUAACAUCAUUGACAAAUAUUUGCGCAUAACCGUUGCAUUUUAUCGUUCUGCAAAAUAUUCCAAAAUCCAACGUAGUAUUUGACAUGUUGAUGUAUCAUAAAAAUGAUUCAAAAUCUGAACAAUCUCAACUUUCAAGUCAAGAUUACGUAAGAAAAGCGUUUCUAAGGAGACAUCCUUUAAUGUUGACAUUAAUGUUAGAUGACAUAAAACUGCUGGCUUAAUUGAAGGCAGUUGAAUGGAUGAACUUUCUGACUUGUAAAGUUCGUAAAAUUAAUUAAUUAAAUAUAUGUAUGACAAUGACGCGAGUGUAUGUGAGAUUUUUUACUGCAAAGAUUAACCCAAAAGCUGUCAACACUAUUAAGGAUAAUGAUACUACUUUUCAAUGUGUUUUUCCUAAUUGAUAAAUCAAAAAAAGGCACUUUAAAAAUUGCGAAAAGAUUGUGUAAUUUUAAUUCCUAGUUAUAUUUGAAAUUUACAUAGCAUCUGGUUGAAACGAGGAACAGUUUUUUCUAAAAAUCAAGAAACAAGGAAAUUCGAAAAAGAAAAACUUUUUUCUUCGAUUUAUAAUUGAAAUGAAUUUUUUCGGUUUUUCUUUGUUUUCUUUUCAUAUUCGAAGUAAAAUGUUGUUUUAAUUAUUUUCAUUCAUGUAAUGGAAAUUCUCGAGAUUAAAAUGGAAAAGUUUCAAUUACGCAACCUCCAUUCACUUCAAAGCGGAACAAUAUUGUAGCUUCCAUCACUUUUUAACAACAAUGAAUAAAGAACAUCACAUAAAGACAUCACGAAACAAUAUCAAAACAUAACAACAAAAAUAAUUCUCAUUAGUGAUGUGAAAUGCAAAUUUUCAGCUUCAUAGCGAUGUUGAAAAAGUUAUUUUAACUCUGACAAAUUUCUGUAUAAUUUUAAGUUGCUAGUGACAUGAAUAAGUUCAUCAAACUUUUCUUCCCUCUAAUCAUUUCAAAGUUAAUUAAAGUUUCUCUCAAAUUGAUGACAUUUUCCCUUUCUUACAUACAUUUGUAAAGUUUUCUUUAAUUUCAUGUUGAACUGGACCAGAAGUAAUCUUACAUAUAAAGUUGUUAAAUAAGCUUUGCUAUAUGCGCAUACAUAUGAUUAUGAUUGAACAUACAUUGUGUUUCACUUCCUCCCGCUCUCCCAAUUUCAAAAAUUUAAUCAACACAUCAGAUACGAAAAUGGUCGUCGUCAGCAUAAAUAUUUUCUUUGUCCAUUAAAUGUGUUAUUGAUGCAGCAAAUUGAAAGAGAUGAUUAAAGAGAAAUUCUUUUGAAAUAAUGUUGUAAUGAAGAAGUCAAAACUUGCUUGUAUAUUCGUGUUUAGAACGUUUUAAUAUUAUUAUAACUUAUCUAAGUAUGAAUAAGAAAAUAAAUGAUUAACCCAAUUUAUUCUAUCGACAUAAGAGAUAAUGUGCUUUUGGUGAAAUAUUUCUAGCAUUAAGUGAAUUAAAAUGACAAACUUUUUGUUUAACUUCUCCCAAAGCAUCUGAAUGAUAAAACGUGGUAAAAGAAGCCUCAAAAUAUUAAAACUUUGGAUAAUUUUUGCAAGCAUAACAAACUCAAGCACUGCCCUUAGAUGAUAUCGUAGGCAUAAGCAAAAAAGUAAAAAUAAAGAACGGAAGCACUUGAGAGCUUUACGAUUUGUAACAAGUCUAGGAAAAAUGUUUUCUAGCAUAAAUCUUUCUUCUUUAGAUUUGUGGUUCGCUUUUUUAUGGAUGAACAUUUUUUGUAGGCUGAGCUGUGGUGAAAUUGGAUGAAAUGAGAAGCUUCGAAAAACAUGUGGAAAUAAAUAAAAGAAAUUUACUUUCCUGAUUUUCUUUUCUACGUUUCACGAUGAAAAUACCCAAAAAGUGUAAAACAAGAUAAUUACAACAAUAAAAAAAAUUCGAAUCUUAUGCUUCAUGAGAUUAACAAAGAUUAUAAAUAUUUCAUUUAAGAAUUAAUAACAAGAAAAAAUAAGAAAAUAAUGUGGGAAAAUAAUAAAAGAUAAUCCGAAAAUUGGUGUGAAAGGUAAAACGCAAAAAUUAUGUUUAUUAAACAGGAUUUGAUGCAGAAAAAAUUCUUGAAAAGUUCAACGUUUCUUUAAAUUAAUCUCUGCUUACUUUAUUUCAAUAAUGAAACUUCCUUUGUAGAAAUUUGAAAAGCACGUUAAAGAGAGGUAAAGAGAAAUGUUAAUGAUGCUAGAUUAAGGAAGUGCAGCAUCCUGUUCAACGUUAUGAAACAUUUCUGAGUGAGUUUCGAUUCGAUUAUAUUUUCAAAGUAAAUUUGCGUCUCAUAAAACGAAGAGAGAAGAAAUUUUCAAUCUUUCAAAGGUAGAAGAAAGUGGCAAAUGGAAAUUGCUCAAAGAUCUUGCUUAAAUUUCUUUCAUAAGCAAGAUGAUGUUUUAUUCAGUGAAGAAACUCCCCAUAGAAGUAAAUAAUGUAACUUUAAAGACCUCGAAAUAGAUUUAUUGGCCUAAAGCCAGCAAAACGAAGCUGAACUCAUAUGUAAAACAUUUAAACAAAGUCAAACUCAAUUACACAAAUAUUCAAUUAUUUUCCUGUCUCUUCUGUGACAACAAUUAGAUACAACAAAGGGUAAACACAUCAAUCGAUUAUGCUUUUAGUGCUUGAAGCUUAAACUUAAAAGAAUAUCACGCAAUGAGCUUGAAAUAAAAUUUCAAAACUUAAUUCGGUUGUCCAAAAUUUCUUUAUCAUUUGAGGUCAUUUUUAUAUAUUUUUUCUGAUUGAAAUUCUAUCAGUAGAAAAGGGGAAGAAAAUGAAUUAAAAAUGAUUAUAGACACACAUAAAAAAUUAAAAUCUUGCACACUCGUUAGAACUUCUUAAAGAUAAAACUCUUAGUACCACCCGAUUAUGAAAAUUAAAUAUAUCAGACAAAUGAUGGAAAAAAGAAGCAUUGCUGAUGAAGUUACUUAAACUUUGAAUGAAAGCUAGCGUAGAUCGUAAAAACUAAAAGUUCUGUUAGAAAUUCAUGUAAAUAUGAGAAGUAAAAGAUCAAACAAUAAUGUUUAAAAGAAAACCUAAACAAAAAAUUGAAUAUUUAACUAUUUCAAAAUGUUAUUUGCAUAUGAGAAAAAAAGAAAAAUUUAGAAAAAAUUAAAAAUUUUACAGUUAAAUGACUUGAGCUAAAUAUUUAUUAAAGAAAAAUCUGAUGUUGUUUAAGAUGAAAAAAAGAAAGAAAAAAAAUUGAAAUUUACAGAAAUUUAACUUCAGAUGUUUUAAAUCUCAAAUUAUAAACGAACAUUGGAAAAUUUUAAUCAAAAUUUAAACAUUGCGUACAAUCUUCUCAGAAAAUUGCUUGCUACAACAUUUUCCUCUUUCCAGCAUGUCAUUGAUAUCUAACAUAAAUAUUUUUCAAUCAAUUAAGUUUUUAAAGAAUUUUCCAAUCAUCAGAAAGAAAAAAGGAGAAGAAAUUAAUAUUCUUAUGUUGUAAACAUUUUCAAGUUUCAUCACCACUUGGAAAACACUUUAAUGAAAUCAAUUUUAUUAUUGAUGACAUUAGCGAGCGAUGAUUGUAGACAUUAUCUUAAAUAAUAAAAGCUCAUUAUAAUGAAGUAUUUAUAUGAUGAAAAAGAAUGUAUGAAAAGGAAGAAAAAAAUAAAUAAUUCAUGUCAAACCAGAAAAUGUAGAAGAUCGAAUAAAAGUACAAUAAAAUGUU